This is a messenger RNA of Anolis sagrei ordinatus, 729 nucleotides long. NCBI's taxonomy places the organism in Eukaryota, Metazoa, Chordata, Lepidosauria, Squamata, Anolidae. The record is from RefSeq and is a predicted model, not a curated record.
CCCCAGCAAUGCCUCCUCAAAAUAUCCAGAUAAAUGCACUCUCUGCAAGCCAACUGGAAGUCACCUGGGAUCCUCCUCCUGUUGACAGCCAGAAUGGGAACAUACAAGGCUACAAGGUUUAUUACUGGGAAGAGGACAGCCGGAACGACACGGAAAAAGUGAAGGUCCUUUUCCUCCCAGAGACAAGUGUCCGGUUGAAGAACUUGACCAGUUACUCCAAAUAUUUGGUCUGUAUUUCUGCGUUCAAUGCAGCUGGAGAUGGGCCCAAAAGUAGUCCUGGUCAGGGCAGAACACACCAGGCAGCUCCCGGGGCUCCCAGCUUCUUGGCUUUCUCUGAGAUCACAUGCUCUACUCUCAAUGUCUCCUGGGGGGAGCCUGCUGCAGCCAAUGGCAUUCUGCAGGGAUACCGAGUGAUCUAUGAGCCUUUGGCCCCAGUUCAAGGGGUGAGCAAAGUAGUGACUGUGGACAUCAAGGGGAAUUGGCAGCGCUGGCUAAAGGUCCGGGACCUCACCAAGGGAAUGACCUACUUGUUCCGGGUCCAGGCCAAGACCAUCACCUAUGGGCCUGAACUGCAAGCCAACAUCACAGCGGGGCCAGCAGAGGGAUCGCCCGGUUCCCCUCAGCAUGUUCUGGUUUCGAAAACAGCCUCUGGACUGACUUUGUACUGGACAGAAGGGAUCUCUGGAGAGAAGCCCACCACCGGCUACAUCAUAGAAACCAGACCUUCAG